UACAAAAUAUAUACGUUUUUUUUUAGCCGAGCAGACAAAUUCGUGCAAAUAUAAGUCGAAAAUGUUACCCGGUGUUGGAAUUUUCGGUACUGGUGCUAUAACAAAGGUUCUGGUACCACUGCUUCGCGAAAAAGGUUUCGAUAUAAAGGCGAUAUGGGGACCUUUAAAAGAGGCCGAAUCGGUAGCCCAGUCGCAAAAGAUUUCGUUUUUUACCAACAAAAUCGAUGAUGUGCUUCUUCGUAAAGACGUUGACUUGGUGUUUAUUGUAUGUCAACCUUUUCAGCAUGCAGAGAUAUCCAAAAAAGCUUUAGGUAUUGGAAAACAUGUUGUCUGCGACCGACCUAUGGGGCUACAUCAAGCGGACGCUUUGAAAAUGGUACAUGCAUCACAGUACUAUCCUCGGCUUAUAACAUUGGUUAACUACUCACUACGUUUUCUUCCUGCAUUUACACAUAUGAAACGAUGUCUGCAAGAAGGACUUAUCGGCCCUAUAAAUCAAAUUUCUUUGGUGGAUAUACGCGUACAAUUGGGUACACUAUUUCCGGAGAAAUUUGACUGGAUGUGUGAUGCAGCAAUGGGUGGUGGAGCUUUAAAUUUGGUAGGCAGUCAUGUUAUUGAUCUGGUAAGCUAUCUUUUGCCACAACAUGCUGUGCGGGUACAUGGGGUCGUGCGUUCAUACACGAAAACAACAGCGGCUGUUAAUGGCAUACGACAAAUUUCAGCCCCAGAUUUCUGUACUUUCCAAAUGGAAUUGGCUGGCGGAGGUGCACUAGUCACUGCCUCCUUGUACAGUCAUACGGUACCCGCAAAAUCAUUCUCUCAAGAGGUAUUGAUUUGUGGCAGCAAAGGUCAUUUAGUGGUGCGUGGUGGAGAUUUAUUUGUAUUUAAACAUAAAGCAGAAGCACAUCAAAUGAAGGAAGAAGCAAUAUAUGUUGACGUUCAAGACUUGCACUUUGCUACCUCUGAAUCCUUGUUACCACGUCCAUAUAUAAAAGGUUUAUGUAAAAUGGUUGGAGCACUAAAGGAAGCUUUCGCCAACAAAGAUGCAUCAUGGGUAAAGGAACCUGUCCAAGCCGCUGCAACAUUUGAAGAUGGACUAUAUGUACAAGCAGUGCUGGAUGCCAUCCGUAAAUCAAGCGAAACAAAAUCAUGGCAACGCGUUAGAAUUACGCCAGAGACGCCUUCGAACCAUGAACAGAUUAUGACCUUUGCCCGCAUGUCAACCAUGUAGAAUCUUAUGAAAUUUUUAACGGAUUGCGUAUAAUCUCUAUUUUUACCUGUCGAGCAAAUACAAUCCAAGAUACCUACGAACA
Molecule: messenger RNA, 1313 nt
Organism: Bactrocera neohumeralis
Lineage: Eukaryota; Metazoa; Arthropoda; Insecta; Diptera; Tephritidae
Product: glucose-fructose oxidoreductase domain-containing protein 1
Exons: 1
Coding region: 62-1231 (389 amino acids)
Molecular function (GO): nucleotide binding
Source: RefSeq, a predicted model, not a curated record